GCAUGACAAACUAUUUCAACUUUGACGAUUUCAAACCUGACACAUCCAUAUCGCCAUCGGCGACAGUCUGUUCUUGCUCUUCUUCACGGUGGAGCUGGUCCUGCGCUGCAUGGCGUUCGGGGCGCGCCGAAUUCUGUUCAACUUCCAGUACUCCCUGGACGUGGCCGUGGUGUUGACCGGGUGGCUGUUCGAUGUGUUCUUUCCCCUGGCGACCACGGGGACCAUCACGGUGGCUGGAACGGACCAGAAGGGCGGUGUGCAGAGUGCGGUGAAGAUCCUCCGCGUGUUUCGGGCCUUCCGCGUGCUGCGGUUGCUGACCAUCUUCGAGCACUUGUGGCACGUGGUGCAGUUGUUCUUCUUCUCCCUGACCCCGUUGAUGUGGACGGUUCUGUUCAUCAUGAUCAUCAUCUUCCUGUUCGGGAUCUUUUCCGUCGUCAUCAUCGGGCAGAACGAUAGCAUGACCUACGAAGCGGACGACAACAACCCGGAACACGAGGAGGCGUUCGACAACGCGAAGUCCCUGUUCGGGACGACGCGGGACAGCAUCGUGUAUUUGUUCCAAAUGAUGACGCUGGACGGCUGGACGGACAUGGUCGUCCCCCUGUCCAACGACCACAUUUGGCCCUACUUCUACUUUCUGCUCUUCAUCUCCAUCUCCGCCCUGGGGCUGAUGAAUCUGGUCACCGUGACCGUGCUGGAAACGGCCAGCCGCCAGCAGCGGGAGGUGCGGCGCAACCUGGACAUUGACGAGAAAAUGGGGGAAAUCCAGGACCUGCUCCAGUUCCCCGGACAGGAGGUGGUCAACACGACGCGGACCUUCUUCAUCGAGAACUACAAGAAGUCGCUGGCGUUUCGCAAGGUGUUCGAAAAGCUGGACCUCACGGACGAGGACGCGGGCUACUUCUUCGACGCGAUGGACCUGGACAGCAGCGGCGAGCUCGACCCCUUUGAGCUGUCCACCACGUACAUGGAGUUGACCACCUCCGUGAUGAACUCCACGGCGUCCGUGGCCCUGAUUCGUUCCGCCAAUGUCCCGGAGGAGAAGGGCCGCAUCCUGAAGGCGACGAUGUUGCAGGCGCAGCAGAGCCGCUUCCAGGAGAUCGCGAAGAAAAAUUUCGACGACGGCCUCAAGGCCUCGUCGCGGGCGGCAGUCAAACAGAACGAGCAAAUGCUGGCGGCGCGCGAGGAUCGGGCGUCCAUGAGCGAACGGCAGGACAAGAUUCUGAACGAGCUCGCCGCGUUGCGUGAGGAAGUACAGGCCCUGAACUCGUUGCGGGAAGAGGUUUCCGCUAUGCGCAGCGGGGGCACGAUCAAAAGCGGCGGUGUCGUUGUUCCAGGGGGUACAAUGGGUAGCCAGCAUCCGUAUAAUAAUCUUCACCAGCGCCCGUUCCGGUCCUCGAGCCGGAGUAGAGUAGAUCCCGACCCGCAAUUUGACGCAGUGGCCAUGAUGAGCCAAACGUCGGAUGGAAAGAAAGCGCCGCGUGCAGUAUCCUCGGUCGAUUUAGUCAUCUAGAACUAGUACUUAGUCAACGAGGUGCUUCUGCUCCAGUCUUUCCAUGGUUUACCAAAACAAUUUAGGAACAGAUUAAUGGCACCAAGAACCCAUUCUCUUGAUUUGCCCUGCUCCUUCAGCGGUUUCUGAAACCCGACAUUAGCAAGCGGCUUUCCUUGUGUGCUAACGCGGCUUUUUCGUACUUACGCAGUUUUCCAGCGCUAAUAAACCGGUCUCCCCGAAGAUGUCAUAUGUCUUUUCAAACGCAAGCACAAUGUCUUGAUAAAAAAUCAGAAAAAAACGAACCAGGAAGGGCGUUGU
Molecule: messenger RNA, 1813 nt
Organism: Amoebophrya sp. A120
Lineage: Eukaryota; Dinophyceae; Syndiniales; Amoebophryaceae
Source: the annotation of a GenBank genome assembly